GAAGAUCCGUAUAUUUGUGGAGAAUGUGGACAGACGUUUGAUAAGGAACGACUUUUGUUACGGCACGUCAAAACUCAUCUGCCUGAGGAUACACGAAAGUAUGGUUGUGCUAUCUGUGGUGAAAUUAGCACAGGACGCGAUAAGAUUGCUCAACAUCUAAUAGAUCACUGUACAGAGAUGUCCAGUAACGAUAAAGUCUGGAACUGUGAAUAUUGCGAAAAAUCUUUCUCGGAUGAAAAUUUCUUAGAUCGGCACGUUGACAUUCAUGAACUAAACGUGAAGCAAUAUGAAUGUGUGACUUGUAACCAGGUUUUCAAGUUGAAGAACGAGCUGAAAGUUCAUGAAAGGAUUCAUAAUGAAACCAGAAAGUAUUUAUGUGUUGUUUGUGGAGAGGAAUCAACUGGUAAAGAAGCAUAUUUAAGACAUAAGAAAACGCACAAAACUCCAAAAUCAUACGCUUGCGAGGAAUGUGGUGAUACUUUUAAUCUACGAAGUCUCCUUAACCAACACAUGAAGUCACAUGGACUCAAAACCUCGUUUGAUUGCGAACAAUGUAAUCGUUCUUUUUUCAGUGCCGGACAUUUAGCCAUCCAUAAGAAGGGACAUAAACAUGCCGGCACGAAAAAACAUCGUUGUCAAGAGUGUGGAUAUCAAGUGUACAGUGAGGCCAAGUUGAUGGAACAUUUAGAAACGCAUAUUAAUCAAGACCCGUUUAUGUGUCCGUUCUGUGGCCGACUUUUCAUGAAGAAAAGCACAUUUACAAAACACAAGAAGAAGCACAGUGGACAGAAUAUGUGUGAUGUGUGUGGAAAGGCCUUCAGUCAUAAAUCAGGACUCGAUCGCCAUUAUACAACCCAUUCUGGUGAAAAAUCAUUCAAGUGUAUGUAUUGCGAUAAAUCGUUUUCUCAACAAAGUAAUUUGUCCACACAUCUUAGACAGCAUUCGGGAGAAAAACCCUUUAUGUGUGAAAUCUGUGCUCAUUCGUUCACCAAUAAAUGUUCUCUGGUACGUCACAUGACCAAACAUACU
This is a messenger RNA of Lottia gigantea (owl limpet), 1029 nucleotides long. RefSeq lists its product as hypothetical. Gene Ontology annotation, molecular function: RNA polymerase II cis-regulatory region sequence-specific DNA binding; DNA-binding transcription activator activity, RNA polymerase II-specific. The annotation marks the transcript as partial. Lineage: Eukaryota; Metazoa; Mollusca; Gastropoda; Lottiidae. Gene Ontology annotation, cellular component: nucleus. The record is from RefSeq and is a predicted model, not a curated record. The transcript is spliced from 3 exons. Gene Ontology annotation, biological process: regulation of transcription by RNA polymerase II.